AUGUCUUCGCCGCCACCAAGCAAGAAAGCGCGCACAAGCGCCGACAAAGAGAAGAUGCUGGUGGCUUCACAUGAGCAAUGCUCGUCUCCAGAGCUAGAUGAAAAGCAGUGCUCCAGAUGCCACGACCUUGAGCAGAUCAUCGCUGGCCAUCAGAAAGAGCUGCGCAGUGCUCACGUGCAAGGGGGUAUCGACGUAGCUGCCCAAGAGUUCGCCGAGUGGAAGCAAAAAACCGAGGAAGAAAAGCGAGAAGCCUUUGAGCGCGGCUUGAAGGAAGGAAUCAAGCAUUCUGAGCAACAGAAGUUUGAGACCGAGCAUGCGUAUCUUCGGGGUUUGGAGGAAGGGAAGCGAAUCGAGCAAGACCAAGCUGAAAAGCUUCGCACCGAAAUCGUAGAGCUCAAACAACAGGAGAAAGCUUGGAGCAAGAUGUUUGAAAAUCUUGUGUCUGAGAAGAGAGAGAUUCAGAGCAGCCUCGGUAGCCUACAAGCACAAGGUCUUCAGCAAGGGACUCCGCCAGGCCAGAGCCAGCUCCCAUUGCCUUCGAGGGCGCUGCCACCUCAACAACAGCAGAAUCCGAUCCUUCACGGCCAUGGCACCUCGAUGAUGUGCUCUGGCACUCUAAGGCGCCCGCACAUCCCCUUGUAUGUGUCCAGGAAACCGCCGCACUUCAUGGAUGACACUGUACUGGUGUAUCGAGCCGCAUCUCUCCACAAAGGGCGCACUGUGGUGGCGAUUGCACCUGCAUAUCAGCGCGACGCGCCAAGCAGUCAUGCACCGAAAGGCGGGAUGUGGGUGUAUGUGCGAAAAGACACAUUGGUGGCACACCCAAACCCUACCCAGCACGAGCACUACCCGAAGGGUGAUUGGGGAAUGCACGCGGAGUAUUAUGGAUAUCAGCGUUUCGAGCCUGCGAAGCUGUGUGAGACCUCGACGCUGGCUGCGGAUCGCGCGUCCACAAAAGGCCAGGUAUCGCCAACCAUGAUCGAGAAACCUUCUGGCAUGAGUAUGGCUGAAGACACGGAAAAGUCGCGGACGCAAUUUCUAGCUGCCCAGGAGUCCGUUGGCAGCGUCAAUCAGACUCCUAACUUGACCAAGCACGACCCGCCUGAAGCCUGGCAACAAGUGAUAAACAAUAUGGCCCUCCAGUACAGGGACCAUCAGGAUUAUAAGGCAGGCCGCGAAUGA
This is a messenger RNA of Pseudocercospora fijiensis CIRAD86, 1182 nucleotides long. RefSeq lists its product as uncharacterized. The coding region runs from base 1 to 1182 and encodes 393 amino acids. The transcript has a single exon. NCBI's taxonomy places the organism in Eukaryota, Fungi, Ascomycota, Dothideomycetes, Mycosphaerellales, Mycosphaerellaceae. The record is from RefSeq and is a predicted model, not a curated record.